Molecule: messenger RNA, 2775 nt
Organism: Nicrophorus vespilloides
Lineage: Eukaryota; Metazoa; Arthropoda; Insecta; Coleoptera; Silphidae
Product: PP2C-like domain-containing protein CG9801
Exons: 8
Coding region: 301-2688 (795 amino acids)
Source: RefSeq, a predicted model, not a curated record
GCAUUAUUCACUAUCAUCUUAGAAGCCCGUUAGCCAGCCAGUGUUUCAAUAAGCUUCGGAUCAGUAGCUUUAUUCUUGCAUCAUCAUCAAGUCAAGUUGUCAUUUAUUCGUGGGGUGUGCCCAGUUUAUCACUGCUGAUCAUCAUCUGGCUUGUCAACUUUAUUACUAUUUUCGUUUCGUUCCGUUUGUAAACAGUUACUGUUUACAAUGUUGUGCAAACAAUUCGUGCAAAUCCACUUCGUUAUAGAAUCUUGCUGACAUUAGAUUUCCAUUUCAUGCAAAGUUAAGGUUGUUUCAGUUAUGCCGUCAUUACGUAAACGCGUUUCAAGUUACUUCAGGCAGCUCAGUUUUCAUAAUGAACCUCGAGAAAAACGUCAUAACUUUAUAGAGAAUACAUUUAUCAAUAAAUAUUUACAGGGACAAAUUCGUUUGAGAGAUGGACCUCCUAUUAUAUAUGGGAAAAAUCCGACGGAUCUGCCUAAUUAUGAUUUGGGUACCUACCAGACGGGAUCAAGUAGUAUAGUCGGUUGCUAUACAGGUCCACAUGGUGGUCUCACCACUGUACAAAGAAGCGAAAAGCAUCUAUCAGUAUUGGACCAGGACAUUGACUUCAUCGAUACCCAAGAUGAAGCAAGCGCAGAACAGAAACCAUCACCUGUCGAACCACCAUUAAAAUCUCCGAAUCGCAAUAGCGAUCUUCCCUUGGAUAAUACGACAAUGGUGAUCAAGGUGGCGGGACAGGAGUAUUACGUCACUAAUCGCAGGAAGACGGGGCAUGGGAAAAGCCAGAGCUUGGGCAGCUUAAAGGAUUUCGGUGUCGAAAUCGACACGACUAAAGUGAUCCAAACUGUAGAGAAUAAUAACGUCGGUAGCGGUGAUGAAAUUGAGCGGGUGGUGAUAUUUUGUGAUAGUAGUACUAGUAGUAAAGAGCCUGAACAGAUAUGUGGUGAAGGUAUUGUUGAAGGUGGCGGAAGUAGUGCCGUUGAGGCGGACGUAGCUCAAAAGAAGUUCGCGUUGGCGAAAUCGAAAAGUGAAGGGAACCCGUUCAAUCAUAAGAAACGCGGGAAAAUCACGAGACUUGCUCAACGUCCUGUUGCUGAUGCUGUCAGCGACAAGGAGAACACGUCAUCGACAGCUUCAGAUGACGUAAAUUUACCUCAGGAAUGGAAUCAUAAAACGGAACAUGUUUAUGGACUUUCCGACUCGUUGUACGAUAAAAACCUCAUCACGAAAACGAAGAACGGCGAACCGAUCGCCGAUUGCUUCGGAGUUAUCGCUCGUAAUGAUUCCGCAAUUUUGGCGGUAGCUGAUGGAGUAAAUUGGGGUGAAAAGGCGAGUAUAGCAGCUAAAUCGGCAAUUCACGGAUGUUUGCAUUAUUUAAAUAAAACGAUAUUUCAAGACACGAAACCGUUCGAUAAUCUUGUAAAAUCGGAGGAAGGCAGCGUGAAAUCGGAAACACCAGUGCACGAAUCUCGAAUCGGAAACACGCGCGAAGUGUUCGUGUGUCUUCUACGGGCGUUCAAUUGUGCGCACGAUCUCAUUUUAGAAAACAAAGGGAUGCUCACAACUCUUACCGUGGCCGUGGUACUUCCUCUAAAGCAAAGCAAUGUUCGUAGAACCGAAGGAUCUACCAUUGAAAAUUAUAUAUGCUGCGUAUGCAACGUAGGUGAUACCCUCGCCUACGUGUAUUCUCAAAAGUAUGGAGUUCGGGAAUUGACUAAAGGAUCUCAUGAUAUCAAUUGCAAUCGGGAUAUGAGAGACGCUUUGGGGGCUUUAGGUCCAGUGGAUGGGAUUAAUCCAGAGUUAAGUAAUUUAACGCUGUCGAUUACUACAAUUCAAAAAGGCGAUAUCAUCUUGGUGGCCAGUGAUGGUUUAACAGAUAAUUUCGAUCCUAACGUUUGCAAGUUUACGGUGAACACUGAUCCACCUAAAGUUAGGAAGCCCAGUCAGGGUCAAAUAAGACCGCCACCAAAGAAGGUACCUAUUAAACCUCCGAGAAAAAUAGCACCGCCUCCAUCUGCAGAGACGACGAAUAAACCAACUACUACCUCCAAACCACUAAAACCUGCAACAGCUUCUUCAUCCACUGGCGAUCCACUGGUCGAACAAUUCAUGAAGGAUAACGCUCUACAGCCUAGUCAAGAGAAUAAGCCUAGUCAGAAACCAAUUGUCGCCGUCAGAAAACCUGAAAUUACCAAGCCUAUUCAACGAACCAACAGCGACCGAUCCCCACAGGGUCAAAGUAAACCUACGCCCCAGAACGAUAACAGGUAUAACUUUUUACGUUCCAAAACUUCUCUGGAUCUCCGAAGUCGCGCAAUUCCGAGGAAUCCGGACGGAAUGCCGUACGUUACACCGUUGCAGCGCUACGAGUUGACCCUUCUGAUGAUCGAGGAUAUUCUAAAACGAGGCAUUUCGGGCAAAGAGAAUCAAUGCGUGACUGCGAAACGACUCUGCGAAAAUUUGAUAAGUUUCACGGUGAGCAUAACGAACGCUAAACGACGAACCCUGGAGGAUAAUGAUUUGUACUUUGACAAUCGGAAUGGUCUUCUGGUCGAAGUAUCUCACCAGGAAAAAAAGAUGCGUAGGAAGAGGGGCUUGGAACGCGUUCAAAAUCUUCCCGGAAAACUCGACCACGUGACAGUCGUCGCGUGCAACGUUGGCAAUGUAACUAUAGUAAACGUUUGAAUGAACGUAUUUAAUCCUUCCAAGAAAAGAAAAUUUUAUUUUUUUAUGUGCCAAUUUUGUUAUUUGAAAACUGCCAUUUUAUUUAUA